CCAUUUGCACAUGAUUAUUUUUUCAUUUCUAAAUCACGUUUUGACUUGUGCAGACCUAAAUUAAAUUUGGAAUUUUGCCAUUACAGAAACAGUUCAGUGAUUAUCACAUUAUCAUUUCAACUCGAUUAUUUGACUCAAACCAUAAUCAAGAAUGCUUAGAAUCCGUAUACAAUCAUCCGAUGGCGAGAUCUUAGAAACAGACUCGGCAAUUGCGAAAUGUUCAAAGACGAUCCAGCGAAUGCUUCAAAAUUGUGGCCUCGAGGAAGAGGACGAUAUCCUCAUUCCGGUGCAGAAUGUGCGCGGAGCCAUUUUACGGAAAGUUUUGGAAUACGCAGAACACCACAAAAACGAUAAAGAACCGCUCGAAGAUGACGAAAACAAUGCUAACAUCACGGCCGUCAGCACGGCCAGCGGCACGGCCAACAAACUAGCCGAUGAAAUUACGCAGUGGGAUGCGAACUUCUUGAAAGUGGAUCAAGGAACCUUGUUCGAAUUAAUUUCGGCAGCGAAUUUUUUGGACGCAAAGGGACUGUUGGAUGUGGCAUGCAAGACUGUGGCCAAUAUGAUGAGAGACAAAUCUCCAGACGAGAUUCGCAGAACGUUCAACAUUAAGAACGACCUUGGCGACGAAGAAAAUGAACGGAUCCGCCAGGAGAACGAAUGGUGCAAGGAAAAGUAGAGACAGUUGGUAAAUAUAAUGUAAUUCACGCUUCAGAAUUUGAAUUUUUGAUGAAUCAAUGGAAUGAAUAAUAAACAAAUCUUUCCAUAAAAAUAAAUCGAGUUGAU
This is a messenger RNA of Bradysia coprophila, 786 nucleotides long. Its product is annotated as S-phase kinase-associated protein 1 pseudogene. Lineage: Eukaryota; Metazoa; Arthropoda; Insecta; Diptera; Sciaridae. The record is from RefSeq and is a predicted model, not a curated record.